UCUCCAAGAUGGCGGCGACCAUAGACAACAGCAAUGCCGUUCAGGCGACAAAGAGAAAGCACCUGGGGAUCCCCGAAGCUGUGUUCGUGGAGGAUGUCGACUCUUUUCUGAAGCAGCCGGGCAACGAGACGGCCGACUCGGCUCUGAGGAAGCUGGACGAGCAGUACCAGAAAUAUAAAUACAUGGAGCUCAACCUGUCCCAGAAGAAACUCAGGUUGAAAAGUCAGAUUCCACAAAUCACACAGACGCUAGAAAUCCUCCGACACAUGCAGAAGAAGAAGGAGAGCACGGCGCCCAUGCAGACGCACUUCAUGUUGGCCGACAACGUUUACUGCAAGGCGUCGGUGCCGCCCACCGACAAAGUCUGCCUCUGGCUGGGGGCCAACGUGAUGUUGGAGUACGACAUCGAUGAGGCCCAGGCGCUCCUGGAGAAGAACCUGUCCACGGCGUCCCGUAACCUGGAGACGCUCGAGGACGACCUGGACUUCCUGCGCGACCAGUUCACCACCACCGAAGUCAACAUGGCACGAGUCUACAACUGGGACGUGAAGAGACGGGGCAAAGAGAACAUCCUCAAGUUAGGAGACAAGUCUUAAUAUCAACACACACGCACACACACACACACACACACACACACACACACACCAUCUUCUCGUCCAUCCAAUAAUAAAACCAGCCCAGGUCCUGCGUGUGUUUCACCCUCCAGAUGUACGAGGGCGUUCGAUUUUAUCUCCUCGUGGUGAUUAAAUCAGACGCACUUCCACCGCUCUUGUUUUGUUUUCUUCUGUUUUGUUAAAAGUAUUUUUUCAAGUAAAAACUCACCGAACUUAAAGCAACGAGGCCGUUUGUUCUGUUUUCAAUGAUUCGCCAGAUUCCCUCUUCCUCUUCCUCUUCCUCCUCCUCCUCCUCUUCGCAGCUGUUCUGUCUGUAUUUAUUUGUCUCUCACUGUAUUCAUUAAACAACGAAUGAAGCAAAGAG
This is a messenger RNA of Pseudoliparis swirei, 978 nucleotides long. RefSeq names its product prefoldin subunit 3-like. NCBI's taxonomy places the organism in Eukaryota, Metazoa, Chordata, Actinopteri, Perciformes, Liparidae. Gene Ontology annotation, cellular component: prefoldin complex; cytoplasm. Bases 9 to 596 code for a protein of 195 amino acids. Gene Ontology annotation, biological process: tubulin complex assembly; microtubule-based process; protein folding. Gene Ontology annotation, molecular function: tubulin binding. The record is from RefSeq and is a predicted model, not a curated record. The transcript has 6 exons.